Messenger RNA from Centruroides sculpturatus (bark scorpion), 1177 nucleotides. Its product is annotated as peptidyl-tRNA hydrolase ICT1, mitochondrial-like. The transcript has 7 exons. The coding region runs from base 18 to 614 and encodes 198 amino acids. Gene Ontology annotation, biological process: mitochondrial translational termination. The record is from RefSeq and is a predicted model, not a curated record. Gene Ontology annotation, cellular component: mitochondrial large ribosomal subunit. Gene Ontology annotation, molecular function: translation release factor activity. NCBI's taxonomy places the organism in Eukaryota, Metazoa, Arthropoda, Arachnida, Scorpiones, Buthidae.
UGUAAUGUAUUUUUGUAAUGGCGAGCAUGUUUGGAAGAUUUGUUUUCAAUGCAAAUUUAAGGAAAUCAGUUGAUUUUAGAAGGUUUUCUAGUUUCAAAAGUAAUUAUAGUUUGGAUAAAAUAUAUCCAAAUAGUAAUUUAAAUAUUAGCACAGCACAGGAGAUUCCAAAAAAUGAAGGAGAAAAAUUUUCUGGUUAUAUUCCACUAGAAGAUAUACAAAUAACACAUAGUAGAAGCAGUGGACCUGGAGGACAAAAUGUCAAUAAAGUGAAUAGUAAAGUAGAAGUAAGAUUUCAUUUAUCUUCUGCUCAAUGGAUACCCGAGAAAGGACGAAAGAGAAUGGAAGAAAUGCAUAAAAAUCAGUUAACAAAAGAUGGAUAUUUAAUAAUUAAAUCUGAUAAAACAAGAACUCAAAGCAUAAAUCUAGCAGACUGUUUAGAUAAAUUACGUUGUAUAGUGAGGGAAGCAUGCAAGCCACCACCAGAAGUUUUACCAGAAACAAGUAUGAUGUUAAAAGCUAGGAAAGAAAGACAGGCAAGAGAACGUUUGCGACAGAAAAGGAUGCAUUCUGAAAUAAAGAAUAGCCGAAAAGCAGUUACAGCACAUGAUUUAUGAUUAUAGCCAAGGUAGGGUGUCAUUCUACUAUUCUUGAAGAUGCAGGAUUGAAUUUGGGUAGCUGAAGAAUCCUAGGAAUUUUUCAUACAUAGUCUGUCCCAGAUGUUAAGCUCUGUCUUUCACCAUCUAUCUAUCCAUUUUUACCAUGCCCUCUUAAUAUCCACAGAGUAGAAAGAGAAAAAAAUGGAAAAAAGAAAAGAUUGUAAUCUUUUGUAAUCUGUAAAAAAUUUUCAUGAAUGAUCUGUAAUCUUUUGUAACUUUUUAUUCUAUCAGAAUCAAUGUGAUGAGUAGAAAAAUAGUAUGAUUUGGAAUGAUACCAGUUAUUUAAAAAUUGGUAUAAAAUAAUUUUAAAAUAUAUGAUACAAUUACUGCAAUCAGAUUAUAAACAUAAAUCAGCAUUCUAUGAGUACAGAUUAUAUUACAUAUACACUCAAUAUUCACAAAAUGUCAAUGAAUGUCUACAAUCUACUUAAAUUGUAAAUAGAUUAUUUAUAUAUAUUAUAUAUAAGUAAUCUAAUAAUAACAAAAUUAAUAGCUUGAUGAUAAAUUGUCAAAAACUACAA